ACUACCAAUUUAGUCAAAAUGGAUUCUUGAGAAAAUAAAGUAACUUUACACUUUGACAGUAUCAGUUUGGAGUAUAACUUUUGUUGGGUGUUGCAGAAAGCAGAAGAAAGGGAUAGAUUACACUAGCCCUUUAUUCCUUCCCAUAUCCUAACUCAAACUCAGCAACAAAGUCGAGAAAAAAACUGAUCUUCAUGUGAAAUAAUUUUCUGGGCUUUGCGUAAAUCGAAGAAAGAUGGGAUUUUUGGUGGGAUAUGUGCUGGGUUUUGCUUUUGGAGUUAGUAUGAUCGUGGGUUAUGCUCGCCACCAGCUUACCAGAUCAAAACGGCGAACUGAUUUGGCGGCUGCAGUUGCAUCUUUUGCCAGGAUGACUGUUCUUGAUUCAAGAAAGCUCCUUCCAGACAAACUUUGCCCUUCUUGGGUUGUCUUCUCAGAGAGACAGAAGUUAAAUUGGCUCAAUAGCCACCUUGACAAACUUUGGCCUUACAUCGAUGAGGCAGCAUCCCUAGUAAUAAAAUCGUCGGUUCAGCCAGUUCUCGAGCAAUAUAAAUCUGCAAUUUUGGUAUCUCUCAACUUUUCUAAGUUGACUCUUGGCACCGUCGCACCACAAUUCACAGGAGUAUCCAUAGUUGAUGGUGAGCCCGACGAGGUUAUCAUGGAGUUGGAGCUGCAGUGGGACGGAAAUCCGAAGAUUGUUCUUGAUAUCAAGACCAGAGUUGGUAUUUCACUACCUAUAGAGGUGAAAAAUAUUGGAUUUACUGGGGUGUUCAGGAUAAUAUUCAAACCAUUAGUUGACGAGUUACCUUGUUUUGGAGCUCUUUGUUAUUCAUUGAGAGAAAAGAAAAAACUAGACUUCACGCUGAAAGUAGUCGGUGGAGAUCUCUCAUCAAUUCCAGGCAUAUCUGAUGCUCUUGAGGAAACAAUACGAGAUGCUGUGGAAGAUUCUAUCACAUGGCCAGUCCGUAAAAUCAUACCCAUAGUACCUGGAGAUUACAGUUAUCUAGAAUUGAGGCAAGUGGGGAUUUUGGAGGUGAAGCUUAUAGAAGCUAAGGAUUUAACAAAUAAAGACAUCAUUGGCAAGUCUGAUCCGUUUGUUGAGUUAUUCAUUCGUCCACUACGUGACAGGCUAAAAACCAGCAAAACAAUUGACAACCAAACGAAUCCAAUCUGGAACGAGAGCUUUGAAUUUUCUGUGGAGGAUGUAUCCACCCAAAAUUUGACAUUAAGAGUUUAUGACAACGAAGGGAUUCAAGCUGCUGAGUUGAUUGGUUGUGCUCGACUGCCAUUGAGUGAGCUCGAGGCUGGUAAGGUGAAAGAUGUAUGGCUGAAACUGGUGAAGGACCUCGAGGUCCAACGAGACCAGAAGAACAGGGGUCAGGUGCAUCUGGAGAUCCUGUACUAUCCUCUGAACGCGAGUAGUGAAUUGUAUAAUCCUUUCAACUCUGAAUCUGGAAUGACGAUGAUGGAGAAGGUCUACAAACACGCCAAUGAAACAGUGGAUUCGUUGGCAUCUGCUUCCCAGCUGAAAAAGGAAGUCAUUAUCAGAGGAGUUCUUUCUGUCACAGUGAUCUCUGCAGAGAACUUGCCAGCUACCGAUCUAACGGGAAAGUCCGAUCCUUUUGUGAUGCUAAAACUCAAAAAGUCUGAACAGAAGGAGAAAACAAGGGUGGUGAAUAAUACGUUGAAUCCAGUUUGGAAUCAGACAUUCGAGUUUGUUGUUGAGGACGGGUUGCACGAGUUACUAAUUUUGGAAGUUUAUGACCAUGAUUUAUUCGGGAAGGAUAAAAUUGGAAGAUGCAUCAUGACGCUGACCCGGGCUAUACUGGAAGGAGAAUUUAAAGAGAGUUUUCCGCUCGAUGGCACUGAGUCUGGAAGGUUGAAUGUGCUUGUCAAAUGGGCGCCACAAACGAUUACUCGAGAUUAAACGAGCCUGAGCCUAAGUCUUCUACUGGUAAGCCAACAAGUAGCAGGAAAACUGGGAUCAAUGUAUAUGUUUUCGAUCAUUAUAUUAUGUCAGUUAAACCAACGGUUUUUUGGUAUUUCUUCUUUUUGGAGGGAAAGAGGUUGUGCAUUGAGAAAACUUCAUAGCUCUGUAAAUUUUACUACAAGGUUGAUGCAGGUUACUUGUAAACAAAAUUCUCAUGCAAUUCAUUUUCUUUUCUUUUUUU
This is a messenger RNA of Salvia hispanica, 2165 nucleotides long. RefSeq names its product synaptotagmin-5-like. Gene Ontology annotation, cellular component: endoplasmic reticulum. Gene Ontology annotation, molecular function: lipid binding. The record is from RefSeq and is a predicted model, not a curated record. NCBI's taxonomy places the organism in Eukaryota, Viridiplantae, Streptophyta, Magnoliopsida, Lamiales, Lamiaceae.